Molecule: messenger RNA, 4110 nt
Organism: Nerophis lumbriciformis (worm pipefish)
Lineage: Eukaryota; Metazoa; Chordata; Actinopteri; Syngnathiformes; Syngnathidae
Product: phosphoribosyl pyrophosphate synthase-associated protein 1
Biological process (GO): 5-phosphoribose 1-diphosphate biosynthetic process; purine nucleotide biosynthetic process
Cellular component (GO): cytoplasm; ribose phosphate diphosphokinase complex
Molecular function (GO): ribose phosphate diphosphokinase activity; magnesium ion binding; ATP binding
Source: RefSeq, a predicted model, not a curated record
CAUAAAGAGGCUUCCGUAGUUCUGCAUGCUGUUAGUAUCCAGCGCAGCAUCGUCACGUCCCGUCAGAAACAUCUUAACACAUUCUAAGACCUUUCAAUCGCUUCUCGGCAGAAAUUAUUCACCUUUGUGCCGAAAUUGAAAGCCGCUUUUUUUUGGUUUUUGUUUUCGGUUUCGAUUGUCGCGGUUUAGCUAGCAGGCCGAUGUUAGCACGCUAGCAGGCUAGCACGCUACAGCUAACUCACCUCAGCGUUAUAAGCAGACAUUUGUGUGAGCCAAAGUCCACGUUUGGGCUUUUUCUUUAGAGGAGACGCGAAUCAUCGAAGCAGCGGCACAAUGAACGUGGCGAAAAGUGGAUACCGAGUUUUCUCCGCUAACUCCUCCGCAGCUUGCACACAGCUGGCUAAGAAGAUAACUGAGCGACUAGGAGUUGAGCUGGGAAAAUCUGUUGUCUUUCAAGAGUCGAAUAGUGAGACGAGAGUGGAUGUGAAAGAAUCCGUCCGUGGACAAACUAUCUUCAUCAUCCAGACCAUCCCAAGAGAUGUCAACACCGCCAUCAUGGAGCUGCUGGUCAUGGCCUACGCCCUCAAGACCUCCUGCGCAAAGAACAUCAUCGGGGUGAUUCCGUACUUCCCCUACAGCAAGCAGUGCAAGAUGAGGAAGAGGGGCUCCAUAGUGUGCAAAUUGUUAGCGUCAAUGUUGGCCAAAGCAGGCCUCACGCACAUUAUCACCAUGGACUUGCAUCAGAAGGAGAUCCAGGGCUUCUUUUCUUUCCCAGUGGACAACUUGCGGGCCUCCCCAUUCCUGAUCCAGUACAUCCAAGAGGAGAUUCCGGAUUACAGAAACGCCAUCAUUGUGGCCAAAUCCCCAUCAGCAGCGAAGAGAGCUCAGUCCUACGCAGAGCGUUUGCGCCUGGGCCUGGCUGUGAUUCACGGCGAGGCUCAGUGUUCCGAAUCUGACAUGGCCGAUGGAAGACACUCGCCGCCAUGUGUGCGCAACACCACAGGACACACCGGACUGGAGCUACCCUCAGGCAAACAACAAGCUCCGUUCCCUGGCAUAGAGCUUCCAAUGAUGAUGGCCAAGGAGAAACCGCCCAUUACUGUUGUUGGAGAUGUGGGGGGGCGAAUUGCUAUCAUUGUGGACGACAUCAUAGAUGAUGUUGGAGACUUUGUCGCCGCCGCUGAGAUUCUAAAAGAGAGAGGCGCUUAUAAAAUCUACAUCAUGGCCACACACGGGUUACUUUCCGCCGAUGCUCCACGCCUCAUAGAGGAGUCUGCCAUAGACGAGGUGGUGGUGACCAACACCGUGCCCCACGAGGUGCAGAAGCUCCAGUGUCCAAAGAUCAAGACGGUGGACGUCAGCAUGAUCCUGGCCGAGGCCAUCCGCCGCAUCCACAAUGGCGAGUCCAUGGCCUACUUGUUCCGCAACAUCGCAGUGGACGACUAAGACACGCAAACAAAACGCUCGCCAUCUUCCAUGAAGACAUUUUCCACCUUAUACCCAGGUAUUUUUUUCCCUUGCUCCAGGGUUUGUAAAACAUGUCUUUCCACACCAGUGAUGUUGAAAAGGUGCAUGGUGUAGAUGUGCUUCUCGGUGUAUGCCUAUGCAGCAGGUGGCGCUGUAACACCUCUGGAAAAGGCCACGCAAAAUAUUAUAGACUGAUGAGUGGCUGUUUGGCCAGCUGGACUGAUGUGAGUGUCAAACAUUGGGAAUCACUACUGUAUCGUGACCAACAUAUGUAUUGGCUUUGACAAACUUGUGAAGGUAUUUGACAUGAAAUGACUGAGAAGUAGCAAGAUGUUAUGUUGGUCUUGGCUGGGUCAUGUGGUCUUGGCUGUGCUGCACUGUGAUUGGCUGGCAUUUCACCCAGUCUUGUUUCCCCACUCCUGCUCGUCGCCAUGCAAACUUGUCACUUUUUUGUUAACAUUGCAAUGUUUGGAUUGUCACGCGGGGAGAAACAGUUCAACAAAGAUGUAUAUUUUAAAAGGAGUUAAAACUCCAAUGUUGAACACUUAGAAUGUAAUGUUAAUUGAAUCGCCCAGCUGUGAUAUCAUCUUUCACCUUUAGUGUCACUGCAGACACUUUUCUUACCACGCUAUCAGCAGUUUGGUGUCCCGAUUCCAUAUUGAUAUCCGAUAUUAGCAAAAAAACUAAAGUAUUGGAUGAUAUCGGCUUGCAUCUAUAAUCUCAGAUACAAGCAGUCCUGCAGAGUGUUUACUUGUGUGUGAUAUCAUGUGCAAUACAAGCAGUCCUUCGGUGUGUUUACUUGUGUGUGUGAUAUCAUGUGAUACAAGCAGUCCUGCAGAGUGUUUACUUGUGUGUGAUAUCAUGUGCAAUACAAGCAGUCCUGCAGCGUUUUUAAUGUGUGUGAUAUCAUGUGCGAUACAAGCAGCCCUGCUGCGUGUUUAAUUGUGUAUAUCAUGUGAUACAAGCAAUCCUGCAGAGUGUUUGCUUGUGUGUGAUAUCAUGUGCCACACAAGCAGUCCUGCAGCGUGUUUAAUGUGUGUGAUAUCAUGUGCGAUACAAGCAGUCCUGCAGCGUUUUUAAUGUGUGUGAUAUCAUGUGCGAUACAAGCAGCCCUGCGGCGUGUUUAAUUGUGUAUGAUAUCAUGUGAUACAAGCAAUCCUGCAGAGUGUUUGCUUGUGUGUGAUAUCAUGUGCCACACAAGCAGUCCUGCAGCGUGUUUAAUGUGUGUGAUAUCAUGUGCGAUACAAGCAGUCCUGCAGCGUUUUUAAUGUGUGUGAUAUCAUGUGCGAUACAAGCAGUCCUGCGGCGUGUUUACUGGUGUGUGAUAUCAUGUGAUACAAGCAAUCCUGCAGAGUGUUUGCUUGUGUGUGAUAUCAUGUGCCACACAAGCAGUCCUGCAGCGUGUUUAAUGUGUGUGAUAUCAUGUGCGAUACAAGCAGUCCUGCAGAGUGUUUACUGGUGUGUGAUAUCAUAUGCGACACAAGCAGUCCUGUAUCAUGUUUACUUAGUGUGUGUGUGUGAUAUCAUGUGCAAUACAAGCAGUCCUGCAGAGUGUUUACUUGUCUGUGAUAUCAUGUGCGAUAUAAGCAAUCAUGCAGCGUGUUUACUUGUGUGUGUGAUAUCAUGUGCAAUACAAGCAGUCAUGUAGAGUGUUUACUGGUGUGUGUGAUAUCAUAUACAAGCACCCCUGCAGAGUGUUGUGUGUGACACAAGCAGUCCUGCAGGGUGUUUACUUGUGUGUGACAUCAUGUGCGAUACAAGCAGUCCUGCAGAGUGUUUACUUGUGCAAAGCUGGACAGCCAGUUAACAUUUAAAUGUCCUUUUAACAAGCGCCCACAUUUCUUCUAUUUUUACUAAAUUAAUUUACAAAAGGUAAACAUCCUAGGCACGAGCAGCUACACAGCAGCUAAGCACACAAUAGCACACCAGCUAGACAUAGGUAAUAAUAAUUGAACAAUAUUACAGUUUAAAACAGCACAUUUGGUAAAAAAAAAAUAAAAAAAAAUUAUUAAAUCAUUAUAGUUGCAUAUUAGUCUUUAAAGAAAGUGUAUUAGAAAGGAUCCAGUAACAAAAGUGUCCGCAUCAUUCAACUUACUGCGGCAUGAGCUUAACUUAGUUAUUGCGACAACGAGGUGUCACCAAACGAAACAAUUACCACGUCUCUUUAGUUAAAGUCCAUUCCAGACAGUUAAUUAUAAACAUCUUAGUGUUUUUCAUACCUACCAAACUUCAAUCUUGUCUAACAUUUCAUGCUUCAAGAUAAUAAAAGUGUGUAUGAGUCGUGCUGAUAUCACAUCGAAUCACUGUCGGUGUCAGCCAAUACUCGAUAGUCCAAUAUCGGUAUCGGGAGUGAACAAAUUGUAUCGGGACAACCCUAGUCUUUAGCGUCAAGGCUGCCGGUGUGUUGAUCUGUUAGCAUUUAGUUUUACCUUCCAAAUGUUAUUUUCAGAAGUCUUCUGAAUUUUUUUCUCUGUUUAAUGUUGAAGCCUUUUUUUUUUUUUCUUUCAAAAGUUGAAGUGAAAAGAGUUUUGAUUGUGUGAAAGCUACUUUGAAGAAAGUCCCCCAGUUUGACUGCAUUUUAACUCGUUAGCAGUUGUGUCUGUGUAUAUGACGAUGAAUAAAAAUAAAGGCCCAAGAAUGAAA